UUCCGCGUGCGGCAGUGAGAGAGAGAGAGAGGUGGAGAGAGCUGUCCCGGAUGAACAGAGUAUCCAGGCUGUAUUUUUUCUGUAUCCAGGCUGUAUUUUCUGAGUUUGAGUUCAUACUGGUGGGAUUAGGAUGAGCGUGCACGGCUCGCAGGUUCGGGUUCCGAUGGCGGCCCGCAGGUCCAGUUCCAGGCCGGACCUCAGCAUGACCGGGUUCGGCGGUACCGGACUGCCCGCGGAGUUCGGAGAGAACUACGUGCAGCACUCCUACACCUCGCGCAGCUCCGCGGGCGCGGGGGGCCUCAGCAGCAUGUCGUCGGUGUCGGGUCAGAAGAAAGCUCAGGUUCUGUAUAAUUGCUGUAUGCAGAAACUAGAAAUGGCUCAACACAUCCUCGAAACGAAUGGUCCUCUGGAGGAGUUUGAGAAGACGAUGUUUAUGGCAUCAGAAGACAUCAAGCAGCUCCGGAUCUGCGCCAUGGAGAUGAAGAACAUCGGCCAAUCCAACAGCUGGAUCCUCAAGAGUGUGGAUGAGUGUACUGCUCUACAGAACGGGAUCUGGAGUUCUGUUGGAGGAACGACUCAGAGGAAGCGCAGCAGCGUCAGCCGAGACGAUCCGGGCCGGAACUUCCACGAUGCCAUGGCCUGGAUCCACCAGAAGAAGCGUCUGAUCGAGACCUCUCCGUUUGGAGAUGAUGCCGAGUCGAUCGAUCAGCAGAUCAUGAACCACAAUAAAUUCCACAGUUCCGUCCAGAGGAGCGCCGAGUUCCAGAGAGCCCGAGACGAGCUGAUGCAGAAAGGAGAUAAGUCUUCUCUUCAUGCUCUGGAACAGGAGUGGGACAGUUUACAGAAAAUGUCUCAUGGGAGGAUAUCACAGUUGCGGGAUCUGCAGGGAAUCAUACAGGAGAUCUCCAGCGCCAUCAUGUGGGUGAACGACAGGGAGGAGGAGGAGCUUGUGUUCGACUGGGGAGAUAAAAACAUCGACGCCUACAUCCCCAAAAAACAGGAGAGCUACUCGUGUCUGAUGAGGGAUCUGGAGGAGAAGGAGAAAGAUCUCAACAAGCUGAAGACCAAAGUGGACCAACUGCUGAAGAACCAGCACCCGGCCUCCGAUAAGAUCGAGGCCUACAUGGACACACUACAGACUCAGUGGAGUUGGCUGCUCCAGAUCACUAAGUGCAUCCACGUGCACCUGAAAGAGAACUCCGCCUACAGCCAGUUCUUUAAAGAGGCGAACGAGACGUACACCAAACUGCAGAAAGAUCACGAGAACAUCUGCAAGAAGUUCACCUGUGAUAAAUCCACCCCUCUGGAGAACCUGACGGAACUGCUGAGGAACCUGGAGAGGGAGAAGGAGCGUCUGUUGGAGAAUAAGCGUCAGGUUCAGACUCUGGUUAAUAAAUCGAAGAGUAUCGUCCGUCUGAAACCGAGAUACCCAGAGGAGAAGAGCGGCGGCCAGGUCAUCGUCCAAGCCCUCUGCGACUUCAAACAGGACCAGAAGGGUAUACUUAAGGGGAACGAGGCAAUCCUGAAGGAUAACACUCAGCGCAGUAAGUGGCAGGUGACGGGACCCGGAGGACUGGACAUGCUGGUGCCCUCAGUCUGUUUAAUGAUCCCCCCACCCAACCCCCUCAGCAUCAACCUCGCCACCAAAAACGAGCAGUACUACGAGGCCAUCAUGGCGAUCUGGAACCAGCUGUACAUCAACAUCAAAAGCCUGAUCAGCUGGCAGUACUGCAUGAAGGACGUCCAGUACAUCAACUCCCUCACUCUCAGCAUGCUCUCACAGAUGAAGCCGGAGGAGUACCGGAACAUCAUUAAGAGUCUGGAGCUGCACUACCAGGACUUCCUGCGGCUCAGCCACGGCUCUGAGAUGUUCGGGGCGGAGGACAAGUCCAGGAUCGAGGCCGAGUACAACGGAGCUCAGAGCCACUACGAGGUCCUGCUGACCAAACUGCCCAACUACACUGUAGUUGACGCGCCGCCUGCAGCAGUGGUAGUGGAAAAGGUGGUUGUGACUGGUGUCACAGCAGAACCGACGAUGGUGGAACCCAAUGUGGCGCGUCAGAAAGGCACAGUUAGUUCCUCUUCCUCCUCCUCAGCUUCCUCACUCAGCCUGAACCUGCUGACCCAGAUCCACACACUGCGGCGCCGCCUAGAGGCCGCCGAGACCGGCCUGAGCCAGCACCUGCACGUCCCCCUGAAGGACAACAGCGUCCAGGAGUGUUCCCACCGACUGCAGCUCCUGCAGGGUGUUCACCAUGAUCUGGACUCUCUGCGGGAUGAGUACCUGCGGGUGAGGGAGCUGGUGGUGAGGCAGCUGGAGGGAACCGCUGACCCAGAGCAGGCCAAGUUUCUGCGCGCUGAACUCGACCUCAUCAACCAGAAGCUGGGCAGUCUGCAGGGCUUCUCCGCCGCCUACCUGCAGAGGCUGACGGCUCUGAGAGCUCUGCUCCAGUCUCUGAACCGGGCUGAGGACAUCAUUAAGGUUCAUGAGGCUCGACUGACCGAGAAAGAGACCAGCUCUCUGGAUCCGAGCCAACUGCAGGAUUACUGCAACACACUGAAGGGGAUGAAGGGGGAUCUAGAUCAGAAGGAGGACAUCCUGACCGCUCUGGAGUCUGAACUCUCUCAGGCCAUCCACUGGAACAACCAGAUAGACCAGAACUUCCACCAGUGCGACGUGGACCUGGCCAAGUACUCCGAGCUGGUGGGACAGAUGGGAGACCGCUGGCGCCGUAUUCAGACCCAAUUCAACAGCAGGCUGUGGGAUCUGGAGAAGCAGGAGAAGCAGCUGAAGCAUUAUCACCAGUCCAGCUCUCAGCUCAGUGAUUGGAUCGACGGUGCCCGCCAGCGCCUGGACGGCCUUCAGACCGCCAAGUUCUCCAGCGUCCAGAGCCUGAUGGACCAGCUGAACCAGCAGAAGGCGCUGCACUCUGAGAUCAAAGGGAAGAAGGAGAAGGUGGAGGACGUGAUGAAGGACUCCAGCCUGUGCGCCGCCUCCAUUAAGGAUUAUGAGCUUCAGCUGGCGUCCUACAGCGCCGGCCUGGAGACGCUGCUGAACAUCCCCAUAAAGAGGACAAUGCUGCAGUCCCCAGCAACCACUCUGAACCAGGAGUCGGCAGAUCUUCAGUCCCGUUAUAUCGAGCUGCUGACCCGAUCCAGCGAUUACUACAAGUUCCUCGGGGAGAUGCUGAAGAGCAUGGAGGAGCUGAAGAUGCGAAACACUAAAAUUGAGCUUUUGGAGGAGGAGCUUAGGCGCCUGAGGGAUGACCUCCAGGAUCGCUCCCAGAAGAACAAGUCAAUGGAGGAUGCCUUAGCCCGCUACCAACUGGAGCUUUCCCAGUCUAAAGAGCAGCUGAUCUCGAUGGAGGAGAUUAAGAGUACAGAGGCCAUGAGAUAUAAUGCCACUAAGGACAACCUGGAUGCCACCCAAACCCAGCUGAGGGACCUUAACGAGCAGGUGGCUCGCCUCACGCUGCUUAUCGAAGAGGAGAAGCGCAAGCGGAGGCUGGCAGAGGAGCGUUACACCAGCCAGCAGACCGAGUACGAAACCGCCAUUCGCAAACGACAGAAAGAGCUUGAUGAUCUUAACUGGUCCAAGAUCGACUUUGAGAAGGCCAUCAAAGAAAAGGAAAGGGAAAUCGAGCGGCUGAAGAUGCAGCUGGAGGACGAGGCCUCCCGGCGCCGGGCGGCAGAGUCCGAGACCUCUAAGGUAAGAAACCAGUUCAACCAGGAAAUCUCUAGCCUAAAACAAACGUAUGAGUCUGAGAUCCACGUCACCAAGACCACUGUGCUCAAGGCCACGCAGCAGAAGGAGGAGGACAAUACCACUCUGAAGAUGCAGCUGGAAAGGCUCUCUGAUGAGAAAAGGAACCUAGAAGAGGAGCUCAGGAGGCUCCGGAUCUCAAUCAGCCAGACGGAAGAAGCCAGGAAAAGGGCAGAGAAUGAGGCCCACCAGCAGAGGUCCACCGGAACAGAGGAGAACAGGAGAAGAAAGGAACUCGAGAUACAGGUUCAAACCAUCACUCGCCAGAGAACUGAACUGGAAUCAGGAUACAAGGAACAACUUGCACGGGCCAACACCGACGCCCAGGAAAAGACCAGGCAGAUUGCUCUUCUAAGACAGAACCUGGAGGAUGAAACCCGACGGAGGAAAGCUCUUGAAGUAGAGAACCAGAACCUUAAGCAGUCUGGGGAUGAACUUCUUGCCAAGCACACGUCGUCUUUGGAAGUCAUCAACAAGCUGAAGUUGUCCGAGCAGGAGGCGAACCUAUUUCGCAUUGAGCUGCAGAAGCAAACCAGCGAGAAAGGCAAAGUGGAGCAAAAUGCUUCCAGGCUACAGACUCGCAUCAGAGAUCUCCAAGCCAUGAUGGACAACCUUGAAGCUGAACUAGAGAAAGAGAAGAAGAACACCCAGGAUGAACUCACAAGAAGAAAGAGAAUAGAGGCAGAGCUGGAACGGGUGAAUAAUACCUGCAAAGAGUACACCACUACCAUCAAUACUCUGCGUAUCCACAAGGAGGAGGAGAGUGCAACGGGUCGAAGGUACGAGCAGGACCUCCGUCGCCUCCAGGAUGAGCUGGACAAGAGCCUGAGGGAGCACAAAGCCACCUCUGAAACUCUUGCCAAGUUGGCAGCUGAACUGAAAGUUCUACAGCAGCAACUGCUUCAGGAGCAAGCCAAGGUCCGGGAGGUCAACCUACGCAACGAGACCCUGUACAAGACCAUCGAGGAGAAAAGCAGAGUGCUGAACGAGACCACCACUGAGGUUGAGAAACUACAGAGCCUCACUCAAAAGCUCACCAAAGAACGUCUGAAGCUAGAGGAGGAGCUGAGGGCCGUACGCCAAGAACGGGACGACUUGAACAGCAACCGGAACAGCAUUCAGAGUGAACACACCACCCAGCUGUCAGCCAUACAGAUCCAGCUGCAGAGUGCCAAUAAGAGAGGCCUGGAGCACCAGGCUCUUAUUAAUGAGCUGACAAAAGAGAGGGAAAAUUUAAAGGCGGAAAUUGCCAAAAUCCUAAAGCAGUCUACGGAGACAUCUCUGAUGAUCCAUGAAUCUCAGACCCGCUAUAAUGAAAUCCUGCAAGAAAGGGAUGGCCUCCUGGGCAAGCUCAAACUGCUGGAGAUGGACAAAGGGAAGCAGCAGCGCUACGAGGAAGAGCUGAGUCGCAUCAAGGUCUCUCUGGAAUCUGAGCUCCGUCAGAAGCAGCGUCUCCAGGAGGAAAUGGACAAGCUUCGCAAGGACUUCAACUACUGGAAAAGCCAGUAUGAGAUAAAGGAAGGUCAGAUUAGACAGUGCGAGACAGAUAAAGACAAGGCAGAGAGAGAGAGGGCUUCCUUACGCAGUGAGAUCGCAAGACUGACUGCUGAGCUGAGGAGCAUGGAGGAGCGAUACCGAACCCGCCUGCAAAGCACCGAAUCCCAGGUGUCUGUACUUACCCAGAAGAGGGAGGCUUUGGAAAGAGAGCUGAUAAAGUUGCGACAGCGCCCGGAUGCCUUCUCUAAGCAGACCCAGACAGAUGAGAAGGUGACCACAAUUGACCCCACAAAGCUGGUUUUCGAUGGUAUUCGGCAAAAAGUCACUGCUCACCAGCUUUGCGACUGUGGCAUCAUUGACACAUCUACCCUCGAAAAGUUGCUGAAGGGUCAGAAGACUGUGCAAGAGGUUACUGUGGAUAUUCAGCUCAAUCUUAAGGGCACAGGAGUCAUCGCCGGUGUGGCUCAAGGCUCCCAGACUAGGCUUCCAAUCACUGAAGCCAGGAGUAAGAACCUGCUGAGUCCAGAGAGCGCCAUAAUGCUCCUGGAAGCCCAAGCAGCAACAGGCCACAUCAUCGAUCCAAAGUUUAAUGAGAAGAUGUCCGUCGAUGCUGCCUGCUCCAGAGGCGUUGUUGACACUGAUGAUAGGGAUGCUCUGAUCACAGCUGAGGCUGCUUGCACCGGAUUCAAGGAUCCGUACACAGGCAAACUCCUAUCGGUUGGACAGGCCUGCAAGAAAGGUCGACUUGACAAGGAGACGGCACUUCGGCUCCUCCAGGCUCAAGAAGCAGUAGGAGGUAUCAUUGACCCAGUUCUAAGCAUAUUCCUGCCUAAAGAUGUUGCCUUAGAUCGCAACUUGAUUGAUGAAGAUCUGUACCGUGCACUCAACAAGAAGCCAACCUGCUACAUUGACCCAGCAAAUGAAGAGAAGAUAAGCUACAGUGAACUGAGAAAGACCUGCACCACAGAACCUGCAACAGGCCUCCUGCUUCUUCGUGCAAAAGACAAGUCAACUACAGUCCAGGGCAUCCGUGGCCAGGUCACCCUCUCUCAGCUUGUCAAUUCCAACUUGAUUAACCAGUCUGAUGUGGAGAAAGUAAACCAAGGCCUGCUCACUACCAAAGAUAUCGAGAACAGGCUGAAGACCUACCUGGGUGGCUCCAGCUGCAUUGCCGGCAUUUAUGAUGAGUCCCUUGAUAGAGUCUUGCCAUUCUACCAGGCCUUAAAAGAAGGACUUCUCCGUCCAGGGACCACACUGGAGCUCCUGGAAGCUCAGGCUGCCUCUGGUUUCAUGAUUGAUCCAGUUAACAAUGUAUGCAUGACGGUGGAAGAGGCUUGGAAGAGAGGUCUAGUGGGAAAAGAAUACAAAGACAAACUUCUGUCUGCAGAGAGGGGUGUCACUGGAUACAAAGAUCCCAAUACAGGGAAGCUCAUUUCACUGUUUCAGGCAAUCGAGAAAGGCCUUAUCGAAAAGGGUCACGGCAUUCGGCUCCUGGAGGCCCAGAUUGCCAGUGGUGGCAUUAUAGAUCCUAUAGAGAGCCACCGCAUCGAUGUGGAAGUCGCGUACAAGAGAGGCUACUUCGACCGGGAGAUGAACGACAUCCUGACGUACGAAGGAGAUGACACAAAGGGCUUCUUUGACCCGAACACUCAGGAGAACCUGACAUAUCUGCAACUGAAGAAGAGAUGCGUUACAGAUCCUAAGACUGGUCUUAUGCUUUUGCCUCUGCAUGACAAGAAGAAGCCAAAACAGCAGGCGAGCCAGAAAAACACCCUCCGCAAGAGACGAGUGGUGAUCGUAGACCCCGACACUGGCAAAGAGAUGUCUGUACGAGAGGCUUACCACAGAGAGCUGAUUGACUAUGACACUUUCCUGGAUCUUUCUGAGCAAGAGUGCGAGUGGGAGGAGAUCACCAUUACAGAUACGGAUGGCAACACCCGGCUAGUCAUUGUUGACCGUAAAACAGGCAACCAGUAUGACAUUCAAGAUUCCCUGAACAAGGGUGUUAUUUCUAAAGCUUCCUUAGAUCAAUACCGUUCAGGAUCGCUGACCCUCAACCAGUUUGCUAAUCUUAUUACUAGCAAAUCCAGCAAUCCUGAGCUUUCUAUCUGCACCAGCGUUGCAGAAGAUGUGUGCAGUAGCUCCACAGAGGUUGCACCGUCUUCCCCCACCGUCCGCAAACGUCUUGCUAGCGUCUCCAUCACUCUCUCACCUCCUGCUGAAAUACUGGAUGACCAGAGCCCAGUAGCAGCCAUCUUUGACACAGAAACUCUGGAGAAGAUCACAAUCUCUGAAGCACAGAGACGUGGACUAGUGGACUCCAUCACCAGCCAACGUCUCCUGGAGGCCCAGGCCUGCACUGGAGGCAUCAUCAACCCUGCCACAGGCCAGAGGCUGUCUCUGCAGGAUGCUGUACAUCAGAGCGUCAUCGAUGAGGACAUGGCGACCAAACUAAAACCUGCUCAGAAAGCGUACGUUGGCUUUGAAGACGUGAAGACCAAAAGGAAGAUGGCUGCUGCAGAGGCUAUAAAAGAGAAGUGGCUGCCGUAUGAGGCCGGGCAGAGGUUCCUGGAGUUCCAGUAUCUGACAGGAGGACUUAUGGAACCAGAGGCCAGCAAGAGAGUCAGUAUCGAGGAGGCCAUUCGCAGAGGAUGGUUGGAUGGAAAAGGAGCCCAGAAGCUGCAGGACACAAGGAACUACGUGAAGAACCUCACCUGCCCCAAAACCAAGCUGAAAAUCUCCUACAAAGAAGCGAUGGAUAACUGCAUGGUGGAGGAAAACAAUGGGAUGAAGAUGCUCCAGGCCUCUUCUAUGUCCACAAAGGGUAUCAGCAGCCCCUACAACGUCUCCUCCGGACCCGGCUCCCGCACCGGAUCCCGCAGCGGCUCCAGAACCGGAUCCAGGAGUGGAUCACGAAGAGGCAGCGUAGAUUACUCCUCCACCUACUCCUACAGCUACUCCGCCACCACAUCCCGCGACUUCAGCUCCGGAUCCUUCUCUUAACCUCCAGAGUACACUACUCACUAAUACUCCCGUAAACACAGUUACUCUUUUACUUAUAACUACAGUCCAUACUCAUAUUCCAUUUAUCUCUAGGUGUUCAGUUUAAUUAGGGUUAGGGAUCAUAUAUAACAGGAAUGAUGUGUCCUCAUUUACAACUAAUUAAUAUUCACAUUUUCUUUGGGUUUCUAUUAAGAUUUUUUAUGUCGAAUUUGAUCAUUUUUUGUCUGUUUUGAUUUAUCAGUAGAGUUAUUCAUAUCACAAUAGAAUUUCUAAACAAAUAAUAUUAUUAAUUUGCUGUUAAAAUAAGUUAAAAUGAUCAAAUAUUAAAUAUUUCCUAAAUGUUUUAUGUGUGGUAAUUUGCUGAGUGUAGAAAUAUAAUUUGAAUGAUGUAGAAUUGCUAAAAAAAAUGCUAAUCUUCUGAAUUCAGAGACAAUUAGUAAAUAUUUUAUAUAUUUGGAUUUUUUUGAAAAAUGGAAGUAGUUUGCUUUAAGAAAAUAAAAAAUAAUUGAUUUAUUCUUAAAA
This is a messenger RNA of Astyanax mexicanus (Mexican tetra), 8785 nucleotides long. RefSeq names its product desmoplakin a (gene dspa). The record is from RefSeq and is a predicted model, not a curated record. Gene Ontology annotation, cellular component: intercalated disc; intermediate filament; cytoplasm. The coding region runs from base 131 to 8263 and encodes 2710 amino acids. The transcript has 24 exons. Gene Ontology annotation, molecular function: structural molecule activity. Lineage: Eukaryota; Metazoa; Chordata; Actinopteri; Characiformes; Acestrorhamphidae. Gene Ontology annotation, biological process: cell-cell adhesion; wound healing; skin development.